CGCUCAUCCAGCAUUCGAUUGGUCACUUCAACACCUCAUCAUUAUCGUCCUUUAAGGGAGCUGCGUAGCAUAUAAGCAGGCUACGACAGCGCAAUCCGCCCACCAUGACCUCCCCUUUACCCCCAUCCUCCUUCGCCCGUCAUCUCCCCCUCGCCCGCCUCUCGACCCACGACCCUCGAAUAGUUCAAGUCCUCACAUCCCCACCCUCGCAUCUUACACAGGGUGAUUUUGGUCUCAAGGCUCCCCUUAGAGCCGCAGUCGCUCCUGGACGCAAGGUCGGGGAGGUGAGGUAUGUCCAGGUCAGGGAACAGGAUAGGGCAGCAAGUGUCGGUGCUGGUGUUGGGAAAGCGGGGGCGAGAAGUGGCGGUGGGCCAAGUUGGAGAGAGCGGGAGCAUGAAGUGCUCUUGUUGAAGCGAUGGCAAGAGGCCGGAGUGGCCGUCCGACCACAAGGGUACGAAGGGAGCAGCUUCUACGGAGGUGAUGAUGGAUUGGGGAGUGGUCUCGAGGGCAACGGUGGUCCCAAUCCGUACGAACGUCGUGCUCGUGAGCUGCGAGCAAGUCGGGUCAGCGCGGCUACUGGCAACCCCUCGACGUCAUCGAGUGGCAAUGCAGCGGCUCAACCACCUAUUCCCGUAUCGCGAUUCGAUCGCUCCUCCCGCCGGGCUCUUCCCACCGACACCACCGGCACUGCGAAGCUCAGCGCAAAGCGAGCAGAAGACGAAGUCAGCGCACUCCUGAGCUCUGCGUCGCUGCGCUACUCAUCAUCCGCCUCGCGUCUACCAAACUAUGCGCUACUCCCAGAGAAGGACUUCCAACGCUUGCUCGACAUCGUCAGGGAGCACAGAGGCGAGUUCCUCGGAGGGCUCUACGCUGCCUUGGGGGAAAAGGCCAGGAGGACCAAGCUCCAAGCCGCUUGCGAAGCGUACGAUGCACAAAGUGAGCCGCAAGGCAGCAGACCGACGCUGGAUGACUUCCCUCUCGAGGCCGAGGUCGCAGAGCUCAGGCAGCAACAAGCCCAUCACUCCUCCGAGGGUGGUGAAGGGGAUGCAGAACGUCUCCUAGUGGACAUGUUCGAUCUCGCCCGCUCUCGCGUAGCAUCAGUAGAAGCAUCUGCCUAUUUGCGCUCCUUCCUUUCCUCGCGCGGCCUAUCCGACUUGGACGCGACCAGCACACAGCUGCCCGAUGUAGAUGUGCGCAUCAAUGGACGAGGAGCAGAACAGCUCGACACCGACGGCAAUGCUUCACGUAGCACGCGCUCGCAUCCACUUGGAGGUCUGCAAUACUCGCAACCAGACAGGAUCUUCAGCGCCACCCUCUCCCCCGCCUUGCCCGGCCGUGUCAUCGGGACCAAGAGCAAUCGCGGCCUCUACGGUAAUCGCGCUGGAGGUUCAGCACGAGACGGUGCCCUUCUCGUCGCCUCUGGCUCUCGAGUUUUUGAGGCACGAAAGACGUACAGCAAGGGGAGCUCCAUUUACGAUUCUACGGGCUUCUCACCGCGACAAGGAACGGGGCUUUGGAGACUGUUCGAUGCCAAGAUGGUCGCGGAAAAUCCCUCUGCGAGCAAUCUGGUGGAGCGACGCGUGUCGGACAAGAAGGCUGCAUGGGACCGUGAGCGCGGCUGGUCCCUUGCUGAGCUCGGUCUCGGGUAUGUGAGGGCGAGCGCGAGGGAUGUCUUGGGUAGUGAGGGGAAGAAAAAUCAGUACGCAGCGAAUUUCAGUGGGAAUGAGACACAAGAGGAGGGAGAGAAGGCUCGCGCUGCCUCUGCUUGGAAUCGCCUGCCUGGUAGCCCGGCUUGGGUUGGGGACAGGAGCUUCUCGGAGCAUGAGGAUGCGCAGAGGGCGAAGAUGAGGAGCAGCUUUGGUUCGCGUGGGCUAGGUGGCGCCAGUGGGACUGCGGGAUCCGGCCUCUUUGGUCGUGGUCGCUAUUCCUCGCCGAACGGCCAGAACAGCAAUGCGGGACCGAACGACCAGUUGAGCGGGCAGUUGGCGGCGCAUGCCGGUAAGGGCAGUAACAGGAUCAAUGUCUCGAGGAGGAGGGCGCAGGAUGCUCAGGGAGAGGACAAGUCGAGCGCGGAUGACGAUGUCUCGACUCUGCUUGGUCUGGGUGGGAGCAACAAGCGCUCGUGA
This is a messenger RNA of Jaminaea rosea, 2126 nucleotides long. RefSeq lists its product as hypothetical. The record is from RefSeq and is a predicted model, not a curated record. Lineage: Eukaryota; Fungi; Basidiomycota; Exobasidiomycetes; Microstromatales. The coding region runs from base 105 to 2126 and encodes 673 amino acids. The transcript has a single exon.